AUGACUGUAUACUUUACUGCUUUUUGGGAAAAACAGUGUAAGUUUGGUUUGUGUGGUUUUUAGGGGGAACUAGGUAUUGAGGAUGAUGUAUUGCAUUCAAGGGGAUAUAAAAAGUAAAACGUGAGUUUAACCAAACUAAUUAAUUGGGGCUUUUUGAUACCAAUUAAAAUAUAUCUUUUCAGCCAACGAAUGGCAAGCUGAGCACCGUCACUUACUGUUAGCCUUCUGGGCAUUGGAUGUAUAUCUAGACCCAAUCGAUACUACAGAAGCCAAACUUCUUCAGAAUUCCGAACUUCUCAAAAACAAGGUCGAUCCUCUUGUUGUACUAGCCAAUCAUUGCAGUAGAUGGGGAGAUUAUCAAAAGUCGAUCACUUUGAUUAGACUGGCAAAAACAUUGGAGCAGGAUCAUCCGGAUUUGGGAUUCCACGAACUUUCUUAUCAGUACUAUAAUGCUGGCAAGAAUCAGGACAUGUCAGGUAUUCAUACAGCUUGUGCUGCUAUCGACAGUGUAAUAUUCGGUCGAUUGAAGGUAGCAAAAGGUUUGUUUUGGUAA
Molecule: messenger RNA, 553 nt
Organism: Bursaphelenchus okinawaensis
Lineage: Eukaryota; Metazoa; Nematoda; Chromadorea; Rhabditida; Aphelenchoididae
Source: the annotation of a GenBank genome assembly